GACCCGCACCUUCACUUUGCGCACGGCGGUCGCGCGGACUUCCGCGGCCGGCACGGCGUCUACUACUCGUUUUUCUCUGCGCCGGGCCUCGCCGUCAACCUCAAGAUGGAGAAUGCCACUUUCCCGCUGCGACGUGGUGUGGCAAGCGGGGGCGGCGUGGCCAGCGGCGGCGGCACAACGCUCAUCGUCGACGGCACCUUCAUCACCGAGGUGCACCUGGUCGCUCUGGUUGGCCGCGGAGGCGGGGACGACGCUGCAGGUAUGGGCGCAGGCGCCUCAGCGCCCCGGCGAAAGUGGCUGAACGUCUCAUACUGGACGGCGGAGCUGAACGAAAACAACUGGGGGUGGAAGAUAAUCACGGGCUUCUGCGGCGGCAGGGUCUUCAAGAUUGGCAAAGGCGGGCGAAAGGUGUGCGAGGACGUGACGAUCGGGGUGCGAAUGAUGACGGGCACGAUCUCGUGUGCCGACUGGACCGUCACUGUGCUGGGAUCCCCCACUCACGCGACGAGCGGCCCGGCUCAUCGAGCGGAUGUCGGCCUUAGCGCGAGCGGCGAUUACACGUCACGCAGCCUGCCACAUGGCAUCUUCGGCCAGUCCUUCUCUUCGCCAGGACCGCGCGACGGCAAGCGGGAUGAGUACCCGAGCAAUGGGCCGCUCUAUAACGAGCGCAACGGGCCCUUCUUGACGAGCGCCUUUGCUGAGGGCGCGAUCGAGGGCAAGGCCGCAGACUACGAGCUGCCGAGCGCCUUCGCCACGCGCUUUGCCUUCUCGCGGUUCGGAGAGUCGCUGCUGCCCCCGUCCGCAAACGCCGCCGACGGCGAAGCGCUACAUGAUGACUCGUCGGGCAAUGCUGUCCUAGAAGCAGCCGUCGGGGAGCUGGAGGAACCCGGGAGAUGA
Emiliania huxleyi CCMP1516 is the source of this 897-nucleotide messenger RNA. RefSeq lists its product as hypothetical. The record is from RefSeq and is a predicted model, not a curated record. The transcript has a single exon. NCBI's taxonomy places the organism in Eukaryota, Haptophyta, Isochrysidales, Noelaerhabdaceae. The annotation marks the transcript as partial.